Molecule: messenger RNA, 1314 nt
Organism: Argentina anserina (silverweed cinquefoil)
Lineage: Eukaryota; Viridiplantae; Streptophyta; Magnoliopsida; Rosales; Rosaceae
Product: F-box/LRR-repeat protein At3g48880-like
Exons: 1
Coding region: 38-1147 (369 amino acids)
Molecular function (GO): protein binding
Source: RefSeq, a predicted model, not a curated record
CUCGAGAUUUUUCAGUGCUCACUUCACAAAAAUCACGAUGAUGAGACCAGAGAAGAAGCUGAAGCCGUCGCCGGAUCCGCGACCUCCACCGACCAAUAACGGCGUCGUAUCAAACCAAAGCCACGAUCAAUCCCCAAUCCGAAGAUGGGAGGACUUAGACGUGGACUGCUUAGCAAAUGUGUUCGCCAAAGUCGGAAUGGAGUCUCUACUUCUAUCUCUCUCUUUUGUCUGCAAAUCAUGGUACGCCGUAUCUCACAACCCCUUAUGUUGGAAAGUCCUCUCUUUCCCAGACUUUGAACCCUAUCCCCUGUUCGCUUCUGUUCACGAAAUCGAUUUCGAGACCCUGAAAUUCGGCCCCUUUUAUGAUAAGUUCGUAAACGAGUACAACGUUAACCGAACUCGGUUCACCAUCACCGGUUUCAUCAAACUUGUCGUCAGUCGUAGCAAUGGGAAAGCUACUUAUCUUAAGCUACCCGGGUUCUGUAACGAAGAGGCAUUGAGGUAUGUUUCAGAUGCGUGCCCUGAGCUUAGGAUGUUGCUUUUGUGCGAUGACUUGUUGUUGUUUAAGCAUUCACAUGUAGUUUCGGAGCUGAUUGGGAAGUGGAAGCAUCUGGAGCACUUGACAUUGGGAGGCAACUGCGGCGAGAUUGUGAAGCAGUAUGGUGGUAGUGGGGAGUACUUGAGUAAGUACUUUGAGGGGUUGCUGGCGUUCAACGAGUUCACCAAUGAGAAUUUGCACAGGAUCGUGGUUCAGCUCGGUGUUCACUGCAAGCGUUUCAUGAGUUUGCACGUCUUUGAGACCGUUGUUGGUGAGGCUGAAGCGUCGGCGAUUGUGACUAUGCUGCCGGGUCUGAUGGACUUGACGCUGGGGCAUUGUUGGAUAGAAAGAGAUACUCUUGUUAUGAUCUUGAAGGGGUGUAAGAAGGUUGGUGCUUUUAAUCUAUGGUAUUGUGAAGGUUUUGAGGGGUGUGAUGAGGAAAUGUUGAAGCUUGCUUCCCAUAUUAGGGACUUUUGGUACAAUGGCGCGCCGAAUGAUUUUACCAGCUUGAAUGUGUUGAAGAGGAUUAUCUUGACCAUGGGGAUAAAGAAUCAAAUUUGGAGGAAAGGUAAGCUUCUACUGGCAAGGAUUUCUGAAUUAGAUGAGUAAAGGGUUUUGCAUCUUGUUGUAUGCAUUUUGUUGUAUGGACUCUUUAAAACUGAAUUACCAAUGUAGCUUUACUGAAGCCUUGAUAUGUUUCAAGUUUUCCAGCUGGUUUGUGUAAUCUGGACCAAAAGAUUAAUAUUACCAGUGACUGAGAAUGACUCUUUCCUACU